AUGGACAACACAUCAACAGAUUAAAAAGAAAAUCCAGACAUUUAUCAAGUUGAAUAAGAGUAAGAUUAAUAGUAAUAGUAAAUGGAAUAAAUUCAGAAGGAAAAAGAAAAAUGUUUAGAAUUAAAAAACAAGGCAGGGUUGUUAUUCAGUCAAUUAAAGUAUGAAGAGGCUGCUGAUAUCUACAAUGAAGCUAUCGAUUAUUGUCCUUUAGAAGACUUGAAUAUGUUGUCCAUCUUAAAUUCAAAUAUUGCCAUUUGUUUUAUGAAACAAUCUGAUUUUGAAAGCGCCUUAGAACAUUGCUCAAAAGCCCUUGAAUUCAACCCUGAAUUCGUGAAGGCCUUGAUGAAUAGAGCUGAAUGCUAUGAAAAAACAGAUAAAUUAGAAGAAGCUUUGGAAGAUUAUAAGAAAUUAAAAGAAUUAUCACCUAAUGACAAUUUUAUAAUUAAAAAAUACAUUGAUUUAGAUUAAAAAGUCUAGGAAUUACAAGAGAAAAGAAAGAAUGAGGCUUUGAAGGGAUUAAAGGAUUUAGGUAAUACACUAUUAAAUAAAUUUGGAUUGAGUUUGGAUAAUUUUAAAAUGCAAUAGAAUGAAAAUGGAUCGUAUAAUAUAUAAUUUUAAUAAUGA
Messenger RNA from Paramecium tetraurelia, 624 nucleotides. RefSeq lists its product as uncharacterized. The record is from RefSeq and is a predicted model, not a curated record. The transcript has 2 exons. NCBI's taxonomy places the organism in Eukaryota, Ciliophora, Oligohymenophorea, Peniculida, Parameciidae. Gene Ontology annotation, molecular function: protein binding.